This is a messenger RNA of Penicillium macrosclerotiorum, 1413 nucleotides long. Its product is annotated as FAD-dependent oxidoreductase. Gene Ontology annotation, molecular function: oxidoreductase activity; FAD binding. The record is from RefSeq and is a predicted model, not a curated record. The transcript has 3 exons. The coding region runs from base 1 to 1413 and encodes 470 amino acids. Lineage: Eukaryota; Fungi; Ascomycota; Eurotiomycetes; Eurotiales; Aspergillaceae.
AUGGGAUCCAUUUUUUCUGUCCUAUUCAGCUCACGACGCACAUCCAAGACCCAGGCCAUUGUUUGGCGCGGCCAAGUUGACCCGGCUGUCUAUGAGAAAGCCCGAACCAGGAGACUCUUCAACGCCCAGAAACCUAAGAGAUAUCCCCUGGCGAUUGCAUUUGCCCGUAGCCAGUCGGACAUAGUUGACGCAGUCAAGCUUGCGAUCCAGAGGAACUGUCGCAUCUCUGUCCGCGCCGGUGGGCACAGCUAUGCAGGAUGGAGUGUACGCGACGAAUCAAUUUUGCUGGACUUAGGUAGCCUGUCCGACGGCCCUAUCUUGGAUGAGCUCACGGGCAUUGUUUCGGUAUCCCCGAGUAUGACUGGAAAAGAUUUAGUAAGCUAUCUUUCCACUAAGGGUCGAACCAUUUCCGCCGGACACUGCCCAGAUGUUGGACUGGGAGGCUUUCUUCUUGGCGGUGGUAUGGGAUGGAAUUGCAAUAACUGGGGCUGGGCAUGCGAGCAGAUCAAAGCUGUUGAUGUGGUGACAGCCGAUGCCCAACUUGUUCGAGCAGAUUCUCGACGAAACACGGACCUCUUCUGGGCAGCAAGAGGAGCUGGUCCGGCAUUUCCCGGCAUCGUCACACGCUUUCAUCUUCAAACUCGAGUUUCUUCAUUCCAGAUGUGGUCCUCGGCCUACGUGUAUCCCCUCCGGCAUUAUAAGGCAGCAUUUAACUGGGCAUUAAAGAUUCCCUCUAGCGUUCAAGGGGGCCUUGAAGUUGUCGCGAUCGGCAGUUAUCAGCAGGAAUCCACCGAACCCUGCAUUACCAUUGCAAUAAUCGUCUAUGGUGACCAAAAAGAAAAGCUGUACCGAAUAUUACAGCAGCUGGAUGAGACUCAUCCUGAUGGCACACUCUUUCGUUCGUUCUGCGAGGUAACCAGCUUCCAGCAGGAGUUUGAGAGAAAGGCUCAAGCUUUUCCAGCAGGCCACAGAUACUUUGUCGAGAAUGCAUGGUUGAAAAACGAUAUCGAUGUCGCCACCGUCCUGGAGCCAGCCUUUACGAAGUUGCCAUCCAGAAAGUCGUUGGCGCUCUGGCAGUCUAUGGCUCCAUGUAGCCGACGCGAGCUCCCAGAAAUGGCCCUUAGCAUGCAAUCCGAUCAUUAUCUGGCGCUUUACGGAAUAUGGGAGCAUGAAAAAGAUGACUUCCGUUGCCAGUCCGCAAUAAGUAGUAUAAUAGCGGAUAUCGAGGCCGAUACUGUAGGCGCCUAUCUAGGUGAACUGGACUUCAGGGCCCGUCAGACAAAGUACUGGGGGGAUAAUCAGCGCAGAAAGCUUAUCGAUAUUCGGAAGAAGUGGGAUCCCAACAGUCGAAUAUGUGGCUGUCUUGGAUUGGAUGAGCUGGACAAGUCCGAGAUAUCCAAGCCACGCCUGUGA